This is a messenger RNA of Malus domestica (apple), 1211 nucleotides long. RefSeq lists its product as uncharacterized. The record is from RefSeq and is a predicted model, not a curated record. NCBI's taxonomy places the organism in Eukaryota, Viridiplantae, Streptophyta, Magnoliopsida, Rosales, Rosaceae.
AUAAGAUUGGCCCGAUUGAUUUUAACAUGUACCUGUUUCAGCUUCACGAUGAGACGAUCAUAUCUAAAUGCCCUUCAAGCAACUCCAUCUGAUAAUAAGACGCUAAAGGAGAUUAUGCAGAUACAUCCAUGGAAGGGAGGCCAACCUGCAGACACACAUCGAGCUAUUUUGAGAGGUCUCAUCAAAAGAAUUGCCCAAUUAGAGGAAGCAGGGAUAACUUGUGGAGUAUUGUAUGCUUCACACAUUAUAUACCAAGGUUCAAAAGUGACAAUACGGAAUGAGCCUACACGAAAUGAUUUUAGCCAGGGAAGCUUUAGAGAGCAGAUCAAAAUUUGGGUAUCAAAAAUUUUUCAGGUCCCAGCAGCACUGCAUAGUAACAUAGAGUCAGAGUAUAGGGACUUCCUCAAAGAGAUGCACAAUGCAGGAGAUAAUUUUAAGCAAUUGGAGAGUCACCCUUUCUUGCGAUCAUAUGAAAGAAAGGCGUACUUUUUGUUGGACGCUAUAACCAAAUUGAACAACAAUCAUAAAGGUUGGGAAGGGAAAUACAAAAAUGAAGUGACCGACGUCGUAAAAAUCUACGACAUAAUUCCUAAUGAGAAGGGUUACUCAGAUGUUCUUGGUUACUUAUGGAAAUAUAAAAAGAGGAAAUAUGAAGACAACAUGCUAGGAGCACUCUUGUACUCAAGAAACGUCAUUGUCCAUAUUGAAGAGUAUUUUGAACAGAACGAAAGGCCACCUAGUAAAGAGGAAGUCGGCAAGAGGCUCAGUGAAUUCUUCCCCGAAAUGAUGCUAGGCCUCUACAAGUUUGUGGUUAAUAAAGGAAUUGACAUUAGAUCUGAACCUAGAAGUGUUAACUUGGUCGACUAAAUGACCAACUAGACUCCUCGGUGAGAAAGGUUGACUGUCAAGGAGAUUGUAAGAAGACAGCCAUGAUAAAUGGAAUGGUUAAAGUAGAGUAGUAGAGAAACUAAGGAAUAAGAAGGAAGACGGUGGGCCCUGUGAAACCCCAUAUCCCAUAUUUUAAGAGUUAAGUAUAACAUAUUUAUCAUGUUUUAAAAAUAAUGUUAUUUUCAAAUCGACGCUACGGUAGAAUAUAAAGUAAAUAUGAUAAAAUAUUUAUGAGGUUUGAUAAGGAUGUUUAUGUUCUCGGGACAGCUGUAUUUUCUUUUUAUUAUCUGAAAUAAUAUGAGUACAAAAUUAAUUCUUGCCCA